Messenger RNA from Cucurbita maxima (winter squash), 1265 nucleotides. RefSeq names its product dCTP pyrophosphatase 1-like. The coding region runs from base 730 to 1137 and encodes 135 amino acids. Lineage: Eukaryota; Viridiplantae; Streptophyta; Magnoliopsida; Cucurbitales; Cucurbitaceae. Gene Ontology annotation, biological process: nucleoside triphosphate catabolic process. The transcript is spliced from 2 exons. The record is from RefSeq and is a predicted model, not a curated record. Gene Ontology annotation, molecular function: nucleoside triphosphate diphosphatase activity.
UGAAGUUGAGAAAACUGGGCUAUAAAUUUUUUAUGAAAAACUAAACUAAUGUUGAAUCAUAGGGGUGGAAAAGAACUACCCCUCGAACUCAUUUCUCAUUUAUUCACAAAAAUUAUAUAAAAUAAGAAACAAGAAGUGGAAUCGUUAUCUAAAGAGUCUUCAGAGUUUAAAAGUGUUAUGAAAGCUACCUCAAACACUUGGCCAAAAACACUAUUCUACAGGUGCCUUUUCAGCUAUAAAAGUUAUCUUUUACUGUCUUGAUUUUGAGAAGAAAAAGCAGCUUUAGCUCGACAAAAAGACAUACUUAGCCCACCCGGUUAAAAGUACUCUCAAAUAUAGCUUAAAGAACCUAAACUAAUAUAGUACAAACAUAUAAUUGGAGGAGGAACAAGGGUCCAAAAGUCGCACAAGCUUCAAAUUCAAAAUGUUGAAAGAAGUUGAGGUAUAGAGAAGUGGAGAGACAUGGCAAGGCAUGAGGUGUAGCAGCAGAUAGGUGAUUUGAAGCCAUGAAUGGAAAGAUGGAGACAAGCUUGCCCACACUUCACAUGCCUUAAUUACUGUUUUAUCUUUUUAUCAAACACCUCAAGUGCACAUCCCACUAUCAUCAUCAAAUUCUUCCCUAUCUCUCCUCUCUCUCUGCCCUAAACUGACUUCUAUAAAUUUACCGCCCAACCGAACACAGAAUGUCACAACCACAAGCAGAGAAAAACAGAUCACAGAGAGAAAGAAAUGGAGAGUCGUUCUUACGAACCUGAGAAAACCGCCAAAGACGUCUCACUGCAUGAACUCAAGGACAGGCUCGCAGAGUUCGCUCAAGUGCGAGGAUGGGAACAAUACCACAGCCCUAGAAACCUGCUCCUAGCACUUGUAAUUAAUCAAACAAAAAACACAUUGAAGGUUGGCGAAGUCGGAGAGCUAUCGGAGAUAUUCCAGUGGAAGGGAGAGGUGGAAAGGGGGCUGCCGAACUGGAGCGCGGCGGAAAGAGAGCAUUUGGAAGAAGAGCUAUCCGAUGUGUUGCUCUAUUUGGUGCGUCUGGCCGAUGUGUGUGAGCUUGAUCUCGGCCAUGCCGCGCUCUCCAAGAUCGUAAAAAAUGCGAACAAGUAUCCUGUAGCCGCUUCCGCUCGCGCGCUGCCAUAAACUUCGCGCCUUCACUUCGAUCCUUUCUCUGCUUAGUAAUUUUGGAAGUCCGGAAAGAGUUUAAAUUUUGUAUUUUCAAUAAUUUUUGCUUCUUAAUUUGUCCUUUAAUAAAUUUUAAAUGUUUGGUA